AUAAACCUUGAAAUCAUGAAGGUCAUUCCUGUUGCCUUGAUCGCCCUUCUCGUUGCUGGAGCGUUUAUGGCUUCCAGCGCACAAGAGGAAGCAAACCAAGUGGCUCAUGUUCGAGUUCGACGUGGUUUCGGAUGUCCCUUGGACCAAGGGGCGUGUCACAGGCACUGCCAGAGCGUCGGACGACGCGGAGGUUACUGCGCGGGAUUUCUGAAGCUGACGUGCACAUGCUACCACAACUAG
This is a messenger RNA of Ixodes scapularis (black-legged tick), 240 nucleotides long. Its product is annotated as 4 kDa defensin-like. The record is from RefSeq and is a predicted model, not a curated record. Gene Ontology annotation, biological process: defense response. NCBI's taxonomy places the organism in Eukaryota, Metazoa, Arthropoda, Arachnida, Ixodida, Ixodidae. The transcript is spliced from 3 exons. The coding region runs from base 16 to 240 and encodes 74 amino acids.